Molecule: messenger RNA, 402 nt
Organism: Spea bombifrons (plains spadefoot toad)
Lineage: Eukaryota; Metazoa; Chordata; Amphibia; Anura; Pelobatidae
Gene: LAGE3
Product: L antigen family member 3
Exons: 3
Coding region: 25-294 (89 amino acids)
Cellular component (GO): EKC/KEOPS complex
Source: RefSeq, a predicted model, not a curated record
AGGGCGCUGCUGCCCUUCGUUGCAAUGGCGGAACCAGCACUCCAGUUCGAGCUUCGUGUGCCGUUCCCGUGCCCCAGAGAGGCUCAGAUAGCCCACGACACCUUAUGCCCCGAUGCGGAGCCACGGAGAGGGGGUGUGAGCAAAACCCUGAGCGUGGCGGAUGACAGCUUGCUAGUACGCUGGAAAGCGGAUGAAGCUCGUAUCCUGCGCGUGUCGGUCAGCUCCUUCCUGGAACACCUUUCGCUUGUGCUGCAGACCAUGGAGAGAUUUGGUCCUCCGGUAGCCGACUCCUGAUUAUCAUCUGGCCCUUGUACUGUUAUUUGGGGAGGGAGGUUACCUGUUAAUUGAUGAAUUUCUAUUGGCUGCAGUUUGAUGAUCAGGAAAAAGGACAUUAUAUAUAUA